This is a messenger RNA of Neoarius graeffei (lesser salmon catfish), 595 nucleotides long. RefSeq names its product zinc finger BED domain-containing protein 5-like. Lineage: Eukaryota; Metazoa; Chordata; Actinopteri; Siluriformes; Ariidae. The record is from RefSeq and is a predicted model, not a curated record.
GAGAAUUGCUGAUAUGUCCAAUGAUAUCAGAGAGCAAUUAAUACAGUUUAUUAAAAAUAGUCCAUACUAUGCCUUGCAGUUGGAUGAGUCUACCGAUAUUGCUGGACAGGCACAGCUUCUUACAUAUGUCAGGUAUGUCAGGGAUAAAUUAAUUGAGGAGGAUGUCCUUUUUUGCCGCCCUCUUCAGUCACACACAACUGGAGAGGCCAUCUUCAAUGUCCUUGAUUCAUUUAUUCGCGAGAAUGGGUUGGCGUGGGACCGAUGCGUUGGCUUGUGCACGGAUGGCGCACGAGCAAUGACGGGCCGUGAGCAAGGUCUAGCUGCUCGCGUUAAGCAGGUAGCUCCACUUGUAAAAUGGACCCAUUGCAUGGUUCAUCGCGAAGCACUCGCUGCAAAAAUGCCGUCUCUGUUGGAAUCCGUGCUGAACCAAUCAGUAAAAAUGAUCAACCUCAUCAAGUCACGGCCGCUAAACUCUCGCUUGUUUGAGGUCCUCUGUCAGGAGAUGGGGUCAGAGCACGAACAGCUGCUUCUGCACACUGAGGUUCGCUGGCUGUCCAGGGGGCGGGUGUUACAACGUUCGUAUGAGCUGCGAGAU